UGGAAUUCUUAUAGUAUAUGACUGCUUAUCUUUCAGAUAAGGUGAAAAUUACCCCAAGCCCUUAGAUGGGAAUUUGUAUGGCUAAGGUAUGUGUAUUCAUAAAUUCGGACCUCUCUCUCACUCUCUCUAGAAAAAUGCAAACCGCGAUGCCACCUCUGAAAGUAACCGAACUACUUCUCUAGGGCUUGGUUGCCCAACUUUUCACCCAUGGCUAAAAUUGAACGACUCAUUGCCAUGGAAUUUCCAUCUCUCUUGCCAAUGGCCCCUAUGAACGGCUAAGAUGUUCUACAGAUGCAGACCACCACUUGAUUGAGAUCCUGCACUUUUAUCAUGGACAUCCAAGAGUUGACCCGUGUGGUGCACCAAUGUGCAAAAACAGGCACCCUGAGGCAGGGCAUGGCCCUGCACGCCCUCAUCACCAAAUCAACCCCUCUGCUCACCUUCCUCUGCAACCACCUCCUCAACAUGUACUCUAAACUCAACAACAACAAUAACCUCCCUCUCUCUCAAGCCCACCAACUCUUUGAUCAAAUGCCUGAUCCUAACCUCAUCUCAUGGUCCACUCUCAUAUCUGCCUACUCUCACUCCCUCAAUCCUUCAACCUCUCUCUCUCUCUUCUCGAACCUCCCCUUCACCCCAAAUGAGUACGUCUAUGGCGCCACCUUGGGGGCAUCAGCUCGCCUUUUAGACGCUCAAUUUGGUCGACAAAUCCAUGCGCACGCCAUUAAGUUAAGCUACGAGAAGAACACCAUUGUGUCGGCCUCGCUUGUGUCGCUUUACAUGAAAUGUGGUAUGUUCGAUAAUGGGAUGAGAGCGUUUGGCGACUCGCAGGAGCCUCAAGUAUCAGCUUGGAAUGCAGUGAUUUCAGGGUGCAUAGAUAAGGCGAAAUGUGAGGUAGGGCUCGAGCUUUUUUCAGAAAUGCGCACACAAGGGGUGAUGCCUGAUCGAUUCACCUUAGUGGGUGUGCUAUCUAUUUGUGCAGGGGCGCAUGAGUGGUCGUGGUGGUGUGCUCAUCAGCUUCAUUGCUUGUCAACCAAGCUAGGCCUUGCAUCAUUGGCCUUCGUCGCCAACUCGAUCUUGACCCUUUACUCAAAGUGUGGCUCAAGCCUCGAAGAGGUCGAACUUUUAUUCGACGAGAUAGAUGCGAAGGACACCAUUUCCUGGAACACUUUCAUGGCCUCGUGCUCACACUUUGGUGACCACAACAAAGCCCUAAACGUUUUAGCUAAGAUGGCAACCACAAGCCUAGUGCCCGAUGCCUUCACUUUCUCGAGUGUGCUCGCUGCCUGCACAGGCCUCGCAUCUCUCGAGCUUGGCUCCAUGGUCCAUGCGCGUGCCCUGAGGACCAUAUCAAACCCCCCUGACACUGCACUAUGCAACGCGCUCGUGACCAUGUACGCACGCUGUGGUCGCAUAGACCGAGCGUGCAUUGUUUUCGAACUCAUCCCUCUUCGAAAUGUAGUCUCAUGGAAUGCGCUCAUUGCUGGGCUCGCGUGCCAUGGGCUCGGGCUCAAGGCGAUAUCGACCUUUGAAGCCAUGCGCAACGACUUGAAAGCACCAUCCCCUGACUCAGUCACGUUUGUUGCUCUCUUAACAGGGUGCAGUCACACAGGGUUGGUAGAAGAAGGGAAGGUCUACUUUGAAAUGAUGGUAGAAGAUUAUGGGAUUGAGCCUUCCAUAGAGCAUUUCUCUUGCUUGAUUGAUAUGUUGGGGAGGGCUGGUCUUGUUAGUGAGGGAGAGGAAUAUGCAAAGAGAUUUGGAGGGGAGGAUUUAGUGAUAUGGGGUAGUUUGCUUUCAGCUUGCAGGUUACACGGGGAUCUAGAGACUGGAAAAAGAGUGGGUUCCAGUAUUUUGGAAAUGGGUCCUGAUAUUGGGUCUCCUUAUGUGCUAGUUUCCAAUAUGUUUGCUAGAGAGAGAAUGUGGGAAGAAGUUAGAGAAACAAGGAAGCGGAUGAGAGAGAGUGGGGUGAAGAAAGAGGUUGGAUGGAGUUGGGUUCAAGUGAGAGGUGAGUUUCAUAGGUUUACAGUGGGGGAUUUUGAUAAUCCUUAUAUGAGGGAGUUGAUGAAUGUGUUGGGGAGCUUUGAACCCUACUGGUUUAGUGAGACGAGGGUACUAUAGUCAUUUUUUUAUGGCAAUAUGGUUGCUAUAACAAUCGUUUUGGAUGGUUGAUUUGAUCAUAAGUUUUGGAGAAUCUAGUAAACUUCACAUUUUUCUUAUAUCU
Messenger RNA from Amborella trichopoda, 2221 nucleotides. NCBI's taxonomy places the organism in Eukaryota, Viridiplantae, Streptophyta, Magnoliopsida, Amborellales, Amborellaceae. The record is from RefSeq and is a predicted model, not a curated record.